AUCUCCACUUCCCAGAGGCUCUGCUUUCUCCUGGUCCUGUCUUCCUCUCCCCCAUUGCUUCCCCAUGUUGGGAGCGAGUGGUCCUUGGGGUGACGGUGGCAGAAAUGGUUUUAGCUGCUCAAAUCAACUCAAAGCGCUCUGUCCCUCUAACGCUGCAGCUUCCCGCCAGCCGCAGCAGUUGCUGGUGCUCCUCACCACAGCCCUUGGGCGUCCUUGAGCUGGUCCUGCAGCGCUGGGUGUCUGGAUCCUGAGCACAGCCACGGAGGCAGGACCACGGCAGAAGACAACACCUUGCUGGAUCCUGUCCUGUGCCACCCCAGCUCUACCCCCAGACUUUCCCUGACGAUCUCCGAAGGCAACGGCCUUCACAGUGCUGUGUCCUUCUGCAAACAACUCUCCAGAGAGAUGAAUCUGAGCCCCAGCAAAUCCCUCGGACCAAGCAGAUGUGGCCUCUUCAGCUGGUGCAUGCGGAGGGGAGCCGGGGGUGAGCUGAGCAUCCCUGAACCCAGCUGGCGUUCUGCAACUUGCUGUUACCAUGAGCCUCUUCAUCAUUUAAGGUGUUUGUACCUCUUGUGAUGCUUCUUGUGGUUUUGUAGGACCAGCCUUCUGCUAUUUUUCCCAGAAAGUGCUGUAAAAGCAUUGUAAGGGGUGUUCGGUGAAUCAUAGGAACCGUAACGGGGACAUUGUGCUGCCCACCCAAGGGCAAAUGUGGCCCCCUUGGAACCGUUGAGAUCGGUUGUCAAUUCUUCAACAUCCAAGACUUGUUUUAAUGAUGUUUAUCAGCCGGUAGAUCUUAGUGCAUGCCUGGACUUUGGUUUCUCCUAUACAUUUUGUGCCAAAAUUUCACUCCGAACUACACAACCAUGGGCUGGGAGACUUAGAAUUCUGUCUUGUUAACUGCAUCAUUCUGCAAACGAAUUCAACAGUGCUUUAAGUUUCCAUAAACCGAGCUGGAUGUCCCUGCUGGCAGGAGGAGCGAGAUAUUGUUUCCUCACAGCGUGGGGCUUUUACCAGAUGGUAGAAGAGUGUUUUCAAUCAGAACUGGAACUCCAGAGCAAAGAAAUGCCUCAAACACUCUGAAAGGGAGGAAACUCAAACUCCUCAGCCUCUCAGGUAACUGAUACAAUAAUGUCUUAAGUUACUCCAGCAAUGUUCUAGUUUUAGCAGAAGAGAGGACCUUAGAAGGAGAGCAUAUAUAAUCUAACCUCUAUGAAAUCACUACUAGAACGAUCUAGAAUUGAGCUGUAUUUAAAGUGAUCCGUAGACUCAACUGAACAGCAUGUAGGAUGCAGCACGGUUUUUCGUGGCGUGGGUUCACCGAAUGACUAAAGGUUUCUCGAGAAAGUGGGCUGACAGUUUUAGGGGUGCUACGAGUCACACACAACCGGCCGGAGCCUUUUUCCUCAAACAAUCUGUGUCUUACGGUAAAACCGCAUCCCCUGCGCUGGAACGGGAACUGUGUUGUGUAUUUGGGUCCAUGGAUGUGUAUUCUUAAAUGAACACGAGACGGAGCGCAAGGCAAUAAGGUGCUCUCAGAAACACAUUUAGCACCUGUGUGUGUGACAUGAAUAGGUAACUGUUCACAUAUACAAUUAUUGUACAUCAGCCCAAUGGGACACACUCAAGGUCUGUACCUGAAAGUGGCUUUUUUGGACCUUCUUACAGCACUUUACUAUAGAGAUAUAAGCGAUGCUGAAACAAAAAGGCUGAAAGAGGGUAGUAAAAGUCUGUUAUUAAACUGUCCUGCACCUGGAAGCCGUGAGGGAUGUGGGUUCCUCUGGAAACGGGACAUGUGUGGGUGGCAGAAUAUGGAUCCAGGUGCGCUGGUGAGCAACACUGAUUUGAACUUUAGGCUGGGAGAGCCAAACCUGAGAUGCUUUAGACACGUGGCGUCUCCUUACGAGGUUGAAAAUGGCUUUUCCAACACUCAGGCUUUGCUUCUGCUCCCUGCCAGGUCUGUAACGUCUGAUAACCCUGCGGGAAGGUCAAGGUUAAGACUCUAGUGCAUCUAUAAGGAGAAAAAGAUGACUUUCUGCAUUGCAAAACCUUCAGCUCUGCGAGGAAAUGAAGCCUGACUGCUGCAGGUCGCAGGACCGGCGCCAUGUGGAUCCAGGUGCGCACCAUGGACGGGAAGGAGAUCCACCGCGUGGACUCGCUCUCCAAGCUCACCAAGGUGGAGGGGCUGCGGCUGCGGAUACACGAGGUGUUCGGGGUCGAGCCCCACCGGCAACGGCUGUUUUACCGGGGCAAGCAGAUGGAGGACGGGCACUCCCUUUUCGAUUACAGCGUCGGCCUCAACGACAUCGUGCAGCUCCUGGUCAGGCAGAGCCCGGCGGUCCCUCCCGUUGCUCAGGACAAGGCGCCCGAGCUCUCCGACACCGACUCCGGCUGCGGCUCCAGCCAAAGCGAAUCGGACAAGAGCUCCCACAACGGCGAAGGGGCCGCGGAGCCGCAGGACCAGCCCGGCACGGCCGCGCAGCCGCUCUGGACCGACCCCGGCUUCGGCCUCUAUAAGAUCAAUGACUUGGUCGAUGCUCGUGAUACAAAUAUGGGAGCGUGGUUUGAAGCCCAGGUUGUGAAUGUCACCAGAAAAAACCCGCCAAAUGAACCGGCUGACAGCUGCGCGGACCCCGAUCAGCCCACAGCCAUUCCUGAAGAAGAUGUGAUAUACCACGUCAAAUAUGAAGAUUAUCCAGAGAAUGGAGUUGUACAGUUGAGUUCGAGCGAUGUACGGGCUCGUGCACGGACUAUUUUGAAGUGGCACCAGCUCGAAGUAGGACAGGUGGUGAUGGUCAACUACAACCCUGACGAACCGAAAGAGAGAGGCUUUUGGUACGAUGCGGAGAUUCAGCAAAAAAAGGAAACGAAAAUGGUCAAGGAGCUGAAUGCAAAGAUAAUACUUGGGGAAGCUGGUGACUCCUUGAACGACUGCAGAAUUAUUUUAGUGGAUGAAAUCUAUAAAAUUGAAGAACCAGGCAGUACUUGUCCGCUUAGUGCCAGGCCAUUAAAACGACAAAGUGGGCCUGUGUGUAAAGCCUGUAAGGACAACCCCAACAAGACCUGCCGAAUUUGUGCUUGCCAUAUCUGUGGAGGUAAACAAGAUCCAGAUAAACAGCUAAUGUGUGAUGAGUGUGAUAUGGCUUUCCACAUCUACUGCCUCAACCCUCCCCUUAGUUGUAUACCAGAUGAUGAGGAUUGGUAUUGCCCUGAAUGUCGAAAUGACGCAAGCGAGGUGGUUUUAGCAGGAGAGAGAUUAAAAGCGAGUAAAAAGAAACAAAAGAUGGCAUCUGCUAAUUCAUCCUCGCGGAGAGACUGGGGCAAGGGAAUGGCCUGCGUGGGUCGCACGAAGGAAUGUACCAUCGUCCCCUCCAACCACUACGGGCCCAUUCCCGGCAUCCCGGUUGGCACCAUGUGGAAGUUCCGAGUUCAGGUGAGCGAGUCCGGUGUUCACAGGCCGCACGUAGCGGGGAUCCACGGCAGAAGUAACGACGGCGCUUAUUCCUUGGUUCUGGCGGGAGGCUAUGAAGAUGACAUAGAUCAUGGAAAUUCCUUCACGUAUACGGGGAGCGGAGGGCGUGAUCUUUCUGGAAACAAACGCACAGCGGAACAGUCUUGUGAUCAAAAACUCACGAAUAUGAACAGGGCUCUGGCUCUGAACUGCAGCGCUCCCAUCAACGACAAGAGCGGCGCUGAGGCCAAGGACUGGAGGGCCGGGAAGCCGGUCCGGGUGGUGAGGAACGUCAAAGGAGGCAAGCACAGCAAAUACGCUCCCGUCGAAGGGAACAGAUACGAUGGAAUAUAUAAGGUUGUCAAAUACUGGCCUGAGACGGGGAAAUCUGGAUUUUUAGUGUGGCGUUACUUACUUAGGAGGGAUGAUGAAGAACCUGCUCCUUGGACCAAAGAAGGAAAGGACAGGAUGAAAAAGCUUGGCCUAACAAUGCAGUAUCCUGAGGGGUAUCUUGAAGCCGUUGCAAAUAAAGACAAGGAGAAAGAAAAUAACGGAGACGAUGAUUUUGAUACCCUGGGGAAAAGGAGGAGGAAAAGGAAAUCAGCAGGUGGGGAGGAGAAACUCAUCUCUUCUCCUACAGGAACUCCGAAGAAAACAAAAGUUGAGCCGUACAAGCUGACAUCUCAGCAAAAAUCUCUUAUCAAAAGCGACGAAGCCAAUGAAAAACUGUGGAAUGAAGUACUAGAAGCUCUCAAAGAUGGACCGAAAUUUCUAAAUAAAGUUGAGGAGGCCUUCCUGUGCAUUUGCUGUCAGGAGGUUGUGUUUCGGCCGGUCACAACCGUGUGCCAACACAACGUGUGCAAGGAUUGUUUGGACAGAUCCUUCAAGGCCGAUGUGUACAGCUGUCCCGCCUGCCGCUACGACCUGGGCAAGAACUACACCAUGCAAGUGAAUAAAACUCUGCAGACCAUUCUCAGUCAGCUCUUCCCCGGCUACGGCAAUGGACGGUGAUUCCGUAAAGCACUUCUCAUUUCCUUGCCUUCAGACUUACUAAUGGGUUUCAAUGGGCGUAAAAAACAAAAGAAAAUAAGAGUAGUCUGUGUUCUCCCACACCCCUAAACAGUCUUCCCUGGUUUUAAAAAACUAUAAACUUCAAGGAAUAUCCUUUUGUAUGUUUGUGGGGUUUUUGUUUCUAAAUGUUGAAUUUGCGUUUGUUCUUGGUUUCUUUUCUCCCCCCCCAAGCUGCCAUUCAUCAGCACAGAAUUCUAUUGUUUUUUAAAUGGACUUACAAAGUGCUUCUGGUAAGGCUGCUAAUGAUGAUCAAAGUUCUCAGAGCGCCCCCUGUGCCCCCUCUUUUUUAAUUAAUAUUAUUUUUCUUUAAUUAAAAAAAAAAUGGCUCGGUUGCUAGAACAAUCUUCAAUGGGGAUUUGGCCAUACAGGUAGAUAUGUGCAUCACCUUGGCAGCAUUUUGAUGCUCGAUUUGUACAAAACGAUUCCUGGCUUACGCUCUUUUUUUAAUACCACACGUGGGUAUUUGCCUUUUGUUUUAUUUGAAAGAAUUAUUUUGAAUAAAUUUGCUAAAUCAGAAGCCAUUUCCUGCUCAUUUUGCAUAUCGAAACAAGCCGCUUGCGCGUAGCCAAGCGCUCGAGCAAUACCAAGUUCUACCUCAGUUGGGUUUCUUUCUUUUGGGGACCUGUCCCUCUCGCCAGAAAUGCCACUGUGGGAAUCGCUGAAGCCAUUCAAGUGCCUUUUGUCCUUUGCUGAACGACGGGCUCUGAACCACCGUAUUUCUCCUUUUUAUUUCAUAAGCACUGAAUUGUUUCAACCUGCCAACCGGAUUGGGGUAAAACACGACACUGUAGCUGACGUUCGGGUUUCUUCCUCCCGCUGGGUGUAUUAUGGUAACCUGAUUUCUCUGCCUUUGUUUCGCUGCGUUUCUACCUGGAAAUGGAGAAUAACCAAUUCUGACUCUUUUCUGAAACAUUUUCUUGUACGUGACCCCAAAAAGGCUGAAAUUUGUGAAUGGGUUUGUCUUUUUCUACCAUUACCAAAGUUUGCAGUUUAAUACCUCAACGAGACAGGGAUGUUUUUAAUCACACUUUACUGCAGACAGACUGGAACAAAUGUGCCUAUUUUUGGUUUACUUAACUCUUACCCUUUUUAAAAUUAUAAUGUUAAUAUGCUAGGGAAAAAAUACACAUUUUAUAGGUUUUUUUGCUGAAUUUGUCAAUUUUUUGUACAAUGUGCAAGUUGAAAUUCUCAAAAUAAAUAUCUUUUCAGAUGAAA
Molecule: messenger RNA, 5734 nt
Organism: Columba livia (rock pigeon)
Lineage: Eukaryota; Metazoa; Chordata; Aves; Columbiformes; Columbidae
Gene: UHRF1
Product: ubiquitin like with PHD and ring finger domains 1
Exons: 18
Coding region: 2102-4459 (785 amino acids)
Biological process (GO): negative regulation of gene expression via chromosomal CpG island methylation
Molecular function (GO): protein binding; ubiquitin protein ligase activity
Source: RefSeq, a predicted model, not a curated record